Plasmopara halstedii is the source of this 1431-nucleotide messenger RNA. Its product is annotated as Zinc finger, RING/FYVE/PHD-type. The transcript has a single exon. The record is from RefSeq and is a predicted model, not a curated record. Lineage: Eukaryota; Oomycota; Peronosporomycetes; Peronosporales; Peronosporaceae. The coding region runs from base 1 to 1431 and encodes 476 amino acids.
AUGACCGACUUUCUUCAUUCAUUACGAGGUUUACCAUGUUUGAACUUUAGUAAAGAACGAAAACAAGAGUUGGAAUUAUCAAGUGAUGAUCUGAUUGAGAAUGCAUUAAAAGUAUAUGAUCAAUUUCAUGCUCAUAAACUACAUGAUCAAAUUACACAAGAAUGGCGACUUGUUAAACGAAAGAAAUCAUUACAUGUGUAUCGAGAACGUGGGAAAUCCAAGUGUCCAAUAUCUCGAAAGUAUCUUUGCAGUGGUGUGAUGCCUGGUACGGUUGAAGAUAUGGUCAAUGGUACAUAUUCCGAUGAUACGGAAAAUAUGCGCAUACGUCUUGGAAUUCUUAUGGAAAAAUAUCUCGAUGCACGUGUACUACAUGUCUUUGAAAGAAAUGAUCGAAGUGAUAGUGUAAUUUUCUCGGGAAUUAAAUGGUUAGCAAUCAAGACUCCAACAUCUGCUUCAUUAAUAUAUGAUCGUGAUAUGCUCUUUUACAGUCGAAUUGGACGUAUUGUCGAUAGUCGAGGACGUUAUUUUGUUUAUUAUGUUGUCAAUUCAAUUGAAUUAGAUGAAUUUCCAGUCCAACGACAUCAGAAUUUAGAACGAAGUUAUAUUUCAUUCUGUUAUCUCUUUCGACAAGUACAAGAUGAAUGGAUUGGUUGUUUUAUUAUUGGAACAUGUUCAUUAGAAGGAACACUUCCACGAAGUUUAAGUGAACAUAUUACUACUGAACGAAUGCUUUCAGUUGGAAAAUUUCUUAAUGUUGCUCGAGCAAAAGCAUUUUCAGCACGUAUUAUUACAAAUGCUGAUCGUUUACCAUCAACAAGUUCAUCAUGUGAUGUUUGUAUGAAGAAAAGCACAAUCUUAAGUGGAAAAUUCAAACUUUGUAUGGGAUGUCGUCGAAAUACAUGUCGAAAAUGUCGUGAAUGGUGUACUGUCUUUCGUCUUGAUUUACGAAGUCAAAAGCCUGGAAAAGAACGAUUUUGUUUACAAUGUAUUGCAGAUAUUACACGUCCAACAAUCUCAUCGUUUUAUCUUAAUAGUCUUCAGGAAUCAACAAGUAGUUCAAUGGAAUUUCAAAGUACAAAAUUGGCUUCGACAUCGACUUCAGGUAUUAAUAAACACAGUGACAAUUCACUCUCAGAUCGUUCACAAGAUAAUGAAUUGGAGGUUGGAGAAAUACCAACGAUGGAAGGACCUUUGAAUUUAGAUGGACUUGCCACUUUUAUUGAACGUGCAAGUUUAGCAAGUACAAGAGAAAUGCAAUGGAAUCAAGAUGAACUGGAGUAUUAUGUUGAGAUUUUGCGUGAAUCAGGACACUUUAAUCGGACAACUACGACGCAACAUUUGUUAUCUUUAGAUAAAAUGGACCAGAAUGAUGAGACAGAUAUAAUCUUAGAUGACACGGAGACUUUUUUUAGUGUCGAUGAAUUAGAUUGA